CGAGUUUUGUCCAAGAUGGCGUCAACGCAGUUAACAGAUGAGGAGCUUUUCUCCGAAUUAAAGCGCUUUGGUUUCACUCCAGGCCCGGUAACCGAAAACACCCGUCCGGUAUAUUUGAAGAAACUGAAGAAGUUUCGCGAAGAGCAACAGCAGCGGGGCUCCAGGCCGGGUAAAACCCGAAGCUGCGGGCCCAUCAACAGCACCACUGGCGGCGGCAACACGGCGGGAUCCAGGCCAGCCAGCCAUGACGUCACGCACCUGAGCUCCAGCAGGAGACCGGGCCGGAAGUCCUCCGUCCUCGGCUUCAGCUCUGACGAGUCUGACGCUGAAACUCCAUUGAAAAGAAAGGGCCUCAAUCACAGCGGCAGGACGGACCGAAGCCCUGGUUUUCAACCACAACCGAAGAUCAGACCCAUUACAACACCGAGUGUGGCCAUCAAGAGUCAGUAUGGCGCUACGAGUCCGCUGAAUAGCAACAAUUCUUCCCCGGAUCCGGACGGACAGAGAAGUGUCUCGUUGGGCUGGGGAGUUCGUGCCAGAUCCAGCCCUGGGGCGGAAGGGAGGGAUUACGACGAAUCGGGGGACGAGGACGAUUAUGAGGGGGGAACGGAGAAGAACUCUCGCUCUUUAAAUGGUUGUGGGGCGUCUCAUUUGAACACUAGCAAGUUAGCCGGGGAUUACUCAGACUCGGACGAGGAGGAGGCUGGGGGUCAUGGUGCCGGAGACCGACAGCGGGAUAGGUUGCAGCCGAGACGGAGCCACCCGCAAGCCGCGUUCCCUUCCCACGUAGUCGGCCGAGGGUCUCAGACGGGAGGGGCAGCCAGGGAGGUUAGCCCGCCCGAGAGUCUAAACAUGGUGGGGAGCCGGAGGGAGGAGGGGGAGGGAGACGAGGUAAAGAGAAGGGAAUCGGACUCAUCGGGAGGCUUGCAGAGCCACAACUUUACCAGGAAGCCCAUCUACGUGUCCCUCUCCGAGAACCAUGGAGGAGAGACCGGCAAAAACAACCACGUCGACGGGGAUCACGGAGCCUCCAGAAGCAGCAGCUCCAGUAGGUUCAGCAUCGGCUUGAGACCGCGCUUCUCCAACUACAGCAGCCUGUCCCAGACCUACAGGGGCAACCACUCCAACCACGCUCCCAACCACUCAUACAGCCAGGCACUGCUGAAGCAGAAGGUGGCUGUCCCGGAGGAUGAGCUGCUCCAGCAGUUCAAAAGGGAGGAGGUGGCCUCGUCUGGCAGCUUUAGCGCUCACUACCUGUCCAUGUUCCUGCUCACUGCAGCCUGCCUCUUCUUUCUGCUGCUGGGCCUCAUGUAUCUGAGGAUGAGGGGCUCUGGAUCCUCUGAGGUGGAUGGAGUCAUUAAGAGUCACCCUUUUGGCAGCGAGUUUGACUCCACUUAUAACAAGCCGGAGAAGGACCUGAUCCUAAAGCUGCUGCUCAAUCUACACAACCACCUGGCCCAUAUCGCAGGUCAGCACGACUGUGGAGACCAGCAGCAUCCGAACAGGAGUCUGUCCAUGGCCGAGGCCUCCGCGUAUUUACUGGCUCAGAAUCAGGAGUUUCAAGACUUCAUUCAUACUUCUCUGGAGUGGAUCAUCCGGACAGGCCAGGAUGUUGGGAUAAGGCUGACUGGGCAGGUCGCUGAUGAUCCAGUGACCGACGUGUCUGAGAUAUCUCGGAUGGAGUCCACACAUCCCAACAUGCCCUUCACGUGCCGCUUCCGCCGAGCUUUCCUCACCGUCAUCAGCAGAGUCUUUCUCAUCGCAGUCGUGGUAGGCUGUGUGUGGAGUGUGGUCUGCUACAUGAAGUACCGCUGGAGGAGAGAAGAGGAGGAGACCAGGGAGAUGUACGACAUGGUGGAGAGGAUUAUCGAUGUGUUGAGGAGCCACAGUGAGGCUUGCCAAGAGAACCAGGACCUGCAGCCCUACCUGCCCAUUCCUCAUGUCAGAGACUCCCUGGUUCAGCCUCAGGACCGGAAGAAAAUGAAGAAGAUUUGGGAGAAGGCUGUGAACUUCCUCUCUGCCAACGAGUCAAGGAUUCGAACAGAGACUCAGAGAAUUGGUGGAGCGGACUUCCUGGUCUGGAGGUGGAUCCAGCCUUCUCUCAGUUGUGACAAGCUCUCCUUGAUGCCCUCCAAAGUCUGGCAGGGAAAAGCUUUCCCUCUAGACCGGAGGAACUCACCUCCCAACAGCCUGACUCCGUGUCUGAAGAUCAGAAACAUGUUUGAUCCAGUCAUGGAGGUUGGGGAGAACUGGGAUCUAGCCAUCCACGAGGCCAUCCUGGAGAAGUGCAUCGACAAUGACGGCAUCGUCCACAUCGCUGUUGACAAGAACUCACGAGAGGGCUGCGUCUAUGUGAAGUGUCUCUCUGCAGAGCACUCAGGGAAAGCCUUCAAGGCACUUCAUGGCUCCUGGUUUGAUGGUAAGCUGGUGACCGUGAAGUAUCUGCGUUUGGACCGAUACCACCAGCGCUUCCCGCAGGCCCAGGGCUGCAGCACGCCCCUGAAGGCCUCCAGCCCCCACCUGAACACCACAAGCACCAUGAACACUACGUCUCGCCUGCAGCACCGCGGCUCAGCCAACUGCUCGGGCUUCUCAUGAGAUCAGCAUUAGCAAUAGAUUCAGCAUUGUCGUCUGCGCCCUCCUAGCAUGACAGCACCAGGCUGCUGCUGCGCCCUCACUGCUUUAUAACGGGGAAGACUUCAGUCUGUGUCAUUGGAGAGCUUUUUUUUUUCUCGUUUGUUUUUCUUUUUUCAACACAGGAUCUUUGCAAGAGAAGCUGUUCAGCGGUGCAGUGUUUGUUUUCUGUAAUCUUUGUAUUAGACAUGUCAUGGAUUUAACAAGGAAGCAAAGUUCUUCUGGAAUAUUUAAGAUGUGUGCAGAGACUCUAACCCUCCCUCCUUCUCUUCCACAGUCUAACUGAUGCCAUGAUGGAGUUCAUUUGGGCACUGUAUGGAAAUGGCUGCAUGUAUCAGAGUAUGCCUCUAUGUAAGCUUUCAAUACAACACAGUGUGGGUGUUAAUUUCCUGAAGAUGUUCAGUGUACUCCUUGUUACUCUUCUUCUUCUUAUUAUUAUUUAGUCAAGUGAGGAAGGCAUGAACAGACUUGUAGAGGCUGUGCUGUAAAUACAUGUGAAUGGUGGCACAAGCUUUAUCACGUCCUCUGUAUUAAAAGCAAACCAUAAGCUCACAUUUUCUUGCUGCUCACUUACCACAGCAGAGCACAUCCACAACCGGAGGCAAACACUCCCUGAGAUGCGUUCUGUUGUAGCCUCGCGGGCGGUGUUUGCCCCUGGUUCAGCUGAUAGAACAGGGCGACAGGAUGUUGACUCAGCCACUGUGUUUGUUGUUUGCUCCCUGUAUUCCAUGUAUGGCCUUUUCUUUCCCUUUGUCCUCGAUUUUGUUAUAGCAUACAGCAGUGCUCCCGAACUCUUCACUCUUGAGCGAUAUAACAGAAUCAGGGAGUGUACCUUUAACAGUCACCUGCAGCUUUCCUCUCCAGAUAUAACCCAAUAUAUUCCCAAGUUAUUGUUAUUAGUUAUUUUUAUUAUUUACCUUUUUCAAGUUGGGUCAUUUUCACUGUUGGCGCAUUCGCCUCAUUGAUUUGUAUUUUCAAACCUGAACAAGUGGUGUGUGUUGUCAACGCUCUGUGCACGUGACCAAAAGACCAGAGGUGUUUCAUGUCCAGUUCACAAUCUGUGCUCAUCUCACACAGAUGGUUCCCGUCAUGAUGGAAUCUGAUGAUGUCAGGACUGGUCUUUGAUCAUAUCAGCCACUCUUUUUGUCACAAGGUGUCCUGUGGGGAUGUUGACAAUUUGUAAGACCCCCAACUAUUCCAACCCCCGUAAGGAGACUGUAUUGAAUUUAAGGAUUCCUGUUGCUUGUGUGUUGUUUUUUUUCAGAAAAUGCUAAAAAUCCAGGAGUUGCCAGACUUAAUUUAAUUUUUAAUGCAGUGAAUUGAAAGUUGGAUUCAGUAUUUGCAGUGUGAAAUUGUACAAAUGAUGCACAUUUCAAGUGUUCAAACCCUGCUGCAGCAGACAACCCAACUGUGCCUUAAAUUUGUGCUUUUUUAAGACUGGCACUGCAUUACUGGAGAAUGUCCUGGAUUUAAGAAAUGUUGAAACAGUUGAAAGGGUGAGUAAGGCCUGCCAUAGAUGUAGUUUUGGUAGAGUUUGACAUCUUCAAAUUUGGUGUUUUGUAGCGGUUUCCUUUGAUAUUAAACCAAAUGCUUCUCUCUAUUUAUUAUUAUUUUUAAGAAUCAGCCGUGGUGUACUAUUUUAAUGUCACUAGACCUGUUACAUACACCGAUCAGCCACUACGUGAAAACGACUUGUGUCAUACUGUGUCAGCCCCGCUCAUUAAGCCUGACCCAUCAAGGCGUGGACACAGGACCUCUGGGGGUUUCUCUGUACUGGCUGGCGGCGGAUCCUUUCAGUCCUGUUGGUCGUGAGGCGAGGCCUCCAUGGAUCGGAGUUGUUCCGGCACGUCCCACAGAGACUUGAUCGUAUUGGGAUCUGGGGACUUUGGGGGCCAGGUCGACACCUUGAACUCGUUGCAGCCAUCAGGGAGUACCGUUGCCACGAGGGGGUGUGUUUGGUCUGCAACAGUGUUGGGUGGGGCAUGCCUAUCAAGGUGGCCUCCACAUCAAUGCCAAGACCCAAGGUUUCCCUGCAUUGUAACGAUGUCAUUCACUUCACCUGUCAGUGGUUUGAAUGUUGUGGCUGAUCGGUUUGUGUCAUAUAUAUAUUGUUUUUUUUUUCAUCAAGACAUCGAGUCAUCUACCUUAUAUCCGCUUCCAAACAAUGUCAGGAUGUGUAAAUCAAAAUAAAGUGAACACUUUCAUAAAUAAGCCAGUUGAUAGUGCAUCACUGCAAUCUAUUUUUGUAUGUCUCCAGCAGAAUUGUGCACCUGCAGCGUCUCAGCCCACACUGACUGUAAUGAGGCUGCAUGUAAAUGUUGGUUUGAUGUGACGGCACCUCUCCAGGCUUGUGCUCCACCUCUACAUGCAUCCUUCUGGAUGCAUUCUUUUCCUCUGAUGUAUUUUAUGUAAACACUGUACAUUGAUAUAACUGUAAUAUGUACUAUUAUAUGCAGCUUUAUUUCCAUUGCGUUGUAUGUUUGGAGUUACCAGUAUCCCUAACCUGCUAGCCAGAGGGGGGAGGUGAACGAUACUACAGACAUUUAAAAAGAUACAGAUGUUUUAAUGUAAUUUGUCAAUUGUACAAACAGCUAAAAUUAAAGGUUUAUUAGGGGUUUUUAAACUGUGUCAUGCUUUUCUGUCAUUUGCACACAUGGGGCAGAACCAUCUGAAGUCUUCUCUUUGUUUCUUUUCAGCUUUUCAUCUGUGUUGAGGCUCUUGCAGUUUUUUUUAAAAUGAAAUCCAUCAAUGAUUUGUCUUCAUUUUUAAGUAAUA
This is a messenger RNA of Chelmon rostratus (copperband butterflyfish), 5409 nucleotides long. RefSeq names its product LEM domain containing 3 (gene lemd3). Gene Ontology annotation, molecular function: chromatin DNA binding. Lineage: Eukaryota; Metazoa; Chordata; Actinopteri; Chaetodontiformes; Chaetodontidae. The transcript is spliced from 13 exons. Gene Ontology annotation, biological process: negative regulation of BMP signaling pathway; nuclear envelope organization. The coding region runs from base 16 to 2598 and encodes 860 amino acids. The record is from RefSeq and is a predicted model, not a curated record. Gene Ontology annotation, cellular component: nuclear inner membrane.